ACUCGUCCUUGGUCGAAGCUGUCUUUCAUUCAGUUAAGCAUCGCAACUCGUUACACGUACACCUUUUGCUUCUGGCAGAUAUAGGCGACCAGAUAUUCCAUACAGUUACAACCUACAUUUGAGUUGACCCAGAGCGCCCAAUUGCAAACUAAAAGGACGAAGUGUCAUUCAUACAAACGAGGAAAGGAGGCCAGGCCAGGCCCCUGUACCUACCUAGCUAAUCAAAGCUCCAUUCACUCCGUCUCGUGCGCCAUCACGACGACGACCACGACCACGACCAGAAACCACCUCUACAGACAGCAGCAGCAAUGGAAACACAACCAACAGACCCUCACCAACCAGACCCCCUCCUCUCCCUCCGGCGCGCCCUCUCCUCCUCCUCCUCCACCACCUCCGGCACCACCCCAUCCCCGAACCAACCCGUCCUCCUCACCUCCCCUACCCCCACACCCACAAACACAACCACAGACCUCACUGUGGCCACCCACCUGCACCUCCCAGCCACAUCGCAAUGCAUCCCGCUCUCAACGCCCACGCGCUUCAUCUCCGCCGCCGCAGGCAACAUCCCCAUCGACCUGCGCAGCAUCUACUUCGCCUGGCUGAAGCGGGACGUGGCGAUUCCGGAGUACAUUGCUAGUGCGCAGGCGGUGAAUGAGGGGAUUGGGGAGCGGUGGGGGAAAGAGGGGAAGGAGGGGAAGGAGGGGGCGGUGGGCAAGGUGGGCAAGGUGCUGCAUUUGGUGUUUGUCGAGCGCCUGGAUCUUAUUACGUGGUUGGAGGGCGCGUCGGAGGAUAGUGAGUAUAUUCGGCCGUUGGCGGGAGAUGUUGGGGUAGGAGAUGCGGGUGUCGGUGCGGCUACGCGCGCGGCGGAGGAUUCGGCGAAGGUUGCGUCGGGGGCGGCCGGGGGGGUAUCGACUAUUCCUAGUGCGGGUUCGGGGGCGCAAGGUGCUGGUGCUGGUGCUGGUGCUGGUGCUGGUGUUGGGGUUGGGGUUGGAGGGAGGCCGGUGCGGAGUGUCGACCCGCGCCUGCAGGAGAUUUAUAAUGGGGAGCGCAAGAUGGGGGAUCGGAAUAGUGUGCUUAGGGGGAUUAAGCCGACGGACUUCUCCCACGUCCGCAAAACCGCCGAGAUGUUCCUAGGCCGCAACCGCUCGCGCCCAGGCCCAACACGCACAGCAAACAUGGCAAAGCCAGGGCAUGAAACCCACCUCAACAUCCCUAUCCAACGGCGCGUCCCUAAUCAAACAACCGGGACCCCCCUCCUCCACAAACCCAUCCUCCUCCCGGCGUCCAAACCCCAUCAUCCUCCUCUCCCCCUCCGCCUCCUCCCUCCUGCGCAUGUCAAACAUCAGAUCCUUCCUCCAGGACGGCAUCUACGUGCCACCCGACCACCCAACCCUCGCCACCUCCACCGCCUCCAACCUCCUCCACAUCACCCGCACCCUUCAGACCCUCCCGGACCCAACCUCCAGCUCCAAACCCUCCUCCACCCCCGCCUCCACACCCGGCGUCUCCGGCCUCCACAACAACCGCAAACCCACCCGCUUCAUCCUCGUCGACAGCACCGCCGACUUCAAGCCGGACUACUGGAGCCGCGUCGUCGCCGUCUUCACCACGGGCCAGACGUGGCAGUUCAAAUCGUACAAGUGGUCCUCGCCGCCGGAGCUGUUCAAGCAUGCCACGGGCAUCUAUGUCGGGUGGCGCGGGGAGGAUGUGCCGAGGGAAGUUAAGGGGUGGGGCCGCGGCGUGCGCAGUUUUGCGAUCGACCGGUGGGAUGAGAAGAGUGCGAAUCUGGCUGUUUCUGGGGUGGGGAAUGCGGGUGGUGCUGGUGCUGGUGCUGUGGGGGGGCCUAGCGGGCGGUGGAGGGAUAGGGGGGUUGUGGAGGGGGUUUGGAUGGCGAUUGAGGAGGGGAUGAGGGCGAGGGGGUGGGGUGGAGGGAAGUGAA
This is a messenger RNA of Blastomyces dermatitidis ER-3, 1939 nucleotides long. Its product is annotated as pol II transcription elongation factor subunit Cdc73. Bases 309 to 1724 code for a protein of 471 amino acids. Gene Ontology annotation, molecular function: RNA polymerase II complex binding. Gene Ontology annotation, biological process: positive regulation of transcription elongation by RNA polymerase II; transcription elongation by RNA polymerase II. The record is from RefSeq and is a predicted model, not a curated record. The transcript has 2 exons. Gene Ontology annotation, cellular component: Cdc73/Paf1 complex. Lineage: Eukaryota; Fungi; Ascomycota; Eurotiomycetes; Onygenales; Ajellomycetaceae.